Archocentrus centrarchus (flier cichlid) is the source of this 1846-nucleotide messenger RNA. RefSeq names its product lumican. The record is from RefSeq and is a predicted model, not a curated record. Bases 139 to 1239 code for a protein of 366 amino acids. The transcript is spliced from 5 exons. Gene Ontology annotation, molecular function: protein binding. Lineage: Eukaryota; Metazoa; Chordata; Actinopteri; Cichliformes; Cichlidae.
CUGAAAACAUACACACAUGCAGACAUCCUGACACACAUUCAUACACAGCUCACAAAGGUUUCAUUGGGGAUUUAGGAGAGCCUGUCUCCAUUUGUAGCUCCUGAACAAACAGCGUAACAUAUCCCCCCUGCCGUCUCCAUGGCUCUUCUGUGCUCUGGCCUAUUGUUGCUUCUGUGUGGGUUCGACUCUGCCUCAGUCACCUUUGUAGCUGAUGUGGACUAUGGAGGCAUUCCUCUGUGGAUUAACCGCAUGCUGGGUGAGCCCAGUGUGCUGACUCUGCAUGGACGAAUGGACCCAAGCUGGCUCCGUGCUAGUAAUCAGCACCCCUGCCCUGAACAGUGUGACUGUCCCAUCCAGUGGCCCACAGCGCUCUACUGUGAUCAGAGAAACUUGGCACACAUCCCUGACAGCCUGCCGGAUAGAACUCAAUACCUGUUUCUACAGGGUAACAACAUCUCGUUCCUGUCCUCCUCCGUCCUGGCCAACGUUACCGGGCUACGGUGGCUUAUUCUGGACAAAAACCAAUUGGAGAGCGACAAGCUGGAGCAGAACUCUCUGCAGGACCAGACCCAGCUGCGGUACUUUUUUGCUAACCACAACCACCUGAGUUCAGUGCCCAGUUCUUUACCAGCUGGACUCAAACAGCUGCGACUGGCCCACAACCAAAUCAGCAGCAUCAACCCAAAAGCUUUCCAGAACUUACAUAGCCUGACGCUGCUGCUGCUGCAGGGAAACAGACUGUACACUAUCACAGAGGGAGACCUCAGAGGUCUGGUCAGUCUGAACCUGUUGGACCUCAGUGGGAAUUUGUUUUCAGCUGUUCCCAGGCAUUUACCUCCCUCCGUUGAGCAGCUCUAUCUGUCAAACAACUCUCUCACUGGGCUGGAUGCGGAUAGUUUUGAGGGAUUUCUCAGCCUCAAGUAUCUACGUUUAAGUCACUGUGGCCUGCAGAACCAUGGGGUCCACCCGCAGGUCUUUAACCACUCCAGCUUGGUGGAGCUGGACCUUUCAUACAACAAACUCACUGUCAUUCCCACAGUCCCCACUACCCUGCAGUACCUCUACCUGGAGGCCAAUAAAAUACAAGCGUUCAAUGUGACCAGUUUCUGCAGAGAGGUGGGACCUCUGUCUUACUCCAAGAUGAAGUUUCUACGAUUGGAUGGAAAUAAAAUAUCCUACCAUCAGCUGCCUCCUGACUGGGUUUUCUGCCUGCGAGUGCUUCAGCGCAUUUACAUUUGACUCCACCUUCUAAAACCAAAACCCAACACAUAAGUACUCUAUGCAGCUGUCAAAUCUCCAACCACGACUCAGCAUUUUAUUAUCCACCUCAUAAUAUGAACUCUAACAACCUAGCUUUAAAGCUUAAAACCAGAGAAGGCUCUAAGUCUCUUCACUAUGUGUUCAAUUAUGCAGAUACACAGCCAGGUGGUGGUGGUUAGAGGAAAAGUGAUCUUCAAAAAAUAGCAAAGCUUGGCCUUAACCCUAAACCAGUGUAAUUUAUUGGUAAUGACAGAAGUUCUGAUCAAAAGUUUUUUUUAUACCAUCACUGCAGUCUCGUGGCUUUCUCUCUCUUCCAAUUUCUGCAUCAUCAGGUUUUAAACAUCUGUGUGUUAUUAGUAACUACGAACAGUGACAACCCCUCUCAUUUUUGAGUUUACCAAACGAUGAGCUCUGGUUAAACUGAGCUGCCCUUGAGCAAAGGAAACAUGUAUGAAUGGCAAAAUUCAGUAGCUUUCCCAGGAGAGGAUCUGACUCAGUUAGCUGGACACUGUUUUACAGCCACACCAGUCUACAUGUGGAUCCGGGUGGAAAAUGAGCAUGUAUUGACGCACGUUUUAAAGAUUUU